AUGUCCAAAUCAAAUACUGACAUCGAGAAACGAAUUUCCGAUGCCUUACGCGCGUACUAUGAUCUUGGCGACCCAAAAAUGGCGCCCCUUGCCCGGGAAUUUGACGUUCCAUACCAGCGGUUGAGGGCGCGCUAUCGGGGCCGUCCAAGUCGUUCAGCGAAAAUUCCAUCAAAUAAAGCACUUGAUAAAGGUCAAGAGGAGGCACUAAUUGCCUGGAUGCGUGUCAUUGACCGUGCGAAUCUCUCACCUCUCCCCUACGAGAUCGAAGGCGCUGCAAAUGACAUUUUGUCACGAAGUUGUUCCGACCGACGCGUUAGCAAAAGUUGGGUACAUCCUUUUAUGAAACGCCUCCCCGAAACCUUCAAAUUCCAAACCCAAAAAACCGUGGAAGCGAAGAGAGUAGACGCUGAGAGAUUACCGACAAUAAUUGAGUGGUUUCACAAAUUGGGUAGUGAGAUAGAAACCCUUAAAGUCGGACCGAGCUAUAUCUACAACGUCGACGAAACAGGCUUCCAACUCGGUCAAGGACAAUCCCAGAAAGUUGUGACUGAGUUUCCAGAUAGUAAAAAGCAUGUCCCACCUGGUGGCAUAGGGGAGACGGUGACAGCAAUCGAAUGUAUCGCAGCAGACGGUUGGAUAAUGCCUCCAAUGAUUUUAUUUGCUGGCACAGUUCACCUUGAGAAUUGGUAUCGAGACCGAAUAGAUUUACCAGAUGACUAUGCCAUUGCGACAUCGCCAACGGGCUGGAAUAAUGAGGUCCGCGCAUAUCAAUGA
Penicillium cinerascens is the source of this 774-nucleotide messenger RNA. Its product is annotated as DNA-binding domain-containing protein. The record is from RefSeq and is a predicted model, not a curated record. The transcript has 2 exons. The coding region runs from base 1 to 774 and encodes 257 amino acids. NCBI's taxonomy places the organism in Eukaryota, Fungi, Ascomycota, Eurotiomycetes, Eurotiales, Aspergillaceae.